AUGAAAGCUUCCUUCUGGGCAUCAGAAGAUAACAAACCUGAUUUACUCUGUGGAAAGCAAGCUCACUAUGUGGUCUAUCCAGAAUAUUUCACAAUGCUCCUGUGUAUGACGGUUGUUUGGGGAGGGCUUUUGAAGACAUUUUUUAAGAAUUCUGAAGUCCUCGUUUUGACAAUUCUUUCUCUGUCAGGAUUCGUGGUAGGACAACUGGCCUAUCAUUUUGUUGAGGUGCACCAAAUCGUCUACCCUCUUCUAAGAACACCAAGUUUUGCACUUUAUUCUUAUUUUUCACCUUUAAUUAUAUUUAUGGCUGCUUUGGAUGUGGACUAUUACGUGCUCAAGAACGUGUUCUGGCAGGUCUUGUUAACUGGAUUAGUUAGCUUUGCUACAGCGCUCAUCAUCAUCGGAUAUAUGGUUCUGAAAUUCAAUAAAGCUUCGUGGGAUCUGCAGUCCUGCCUACUCUUCAGCAUCACCCUCAGCGUUACAGAUCCUAUCCAUUCUGUGAAUUCUCUGAAAACUAUUGGCAUUUCUAAAAUGUACACUGAUAUUAUCAGAGGAGAAUCAUUGAUUAUUUGUGGAAUCACAUCCAUUUGUUUUGGAAUUUUUCGGAGCAACUCAAUACAUAUUUCUGAUUUUAGUGAGUUACAUAUCAUCCUGAGGCUCAGCUUGGAUGUUGCUGGAAGCAUAAUAUGUGGAUAUUGGUGUGCAAAAAUCAUUAAGUUUAUAUUGGCUGACCUUUUUAGCAAUACACUGACUAAUCUCAUUCUCUGUUUCUCAAUGGUGUACACGACUUUCUACAUUGUGGAAUUUUUGGGAAUGUCGGGCAUUGUUGCUUUAGUCACCGUAGGACUGAAUUUAGAUUCCUUAACCUUUAAACCAAAGAUCGAGUUCGUAAUUAAUAAGUUCUUACUAAUUUUUUCAUCUGUAUACCAACACUUAAUAUAUGCUUUCUUUGGCAUUGUGAUUGGAUGUGGAGAAAUCAAGUAUUAUAAAUUUCACACCGUAGUCUUCAUAUUCAUCUUAUAUACAACAGUGAAUAUGGUAAGGUUGCUAACUAUUUUGUUAGUGAAGCCUAUUUUGAUGCGUACAAGUUAUGAAUAUAAUUGGCAAUGGGGAGUUGUUAUCACAUGGUCUGGAAUUAAAGGAUUUUUUAGCCUACUCCUAGCUCCGGAUAUUUAUAAUCUGGCUGAACAAAAAGUAGAAGCACCACAUAUGUUUAUACUCUACGUGCAAGUAAUAUCCUUACUGACUAUGGGAAUCAAUUCAUACAUGAUGACUUGGUCAGCCAGCACAUUAGGCUUAUGUGUUAUUUCCCUCCCAAGACAAAUGGCCAUGCAAAAUGUCAUCCAGCAUAUACAGGAGAUGAUACAAAACACCAUAACCUUAUCUAAAACAGAAAAAAUUUUGACAAACGUUAAUUGGACCUUUGUAGAAGAAAAAACAAAGAUUGAAUAUGAAUAUAUCUUUCCUUAUGAUGCUACCCACACUAAACGUAAUGAGAAGUUCCCCACAGAUGAAGUUUUAAUUGAAGAAGCCAGAUUGCAUGUAGCUAUAAUACAAAUGAGUAGCUUUGAAAAACAGUGUACUGAUGGAAUCCUUGGAGCACAGGCAGCCCGCAUAUUAAUUGGUGCAACCAAAAGCUUUUGCCCCAUCCCAGGAAAAUUCAUGAGUAUUUAUGAUGUUUCAUCUUAUGCAGUAGCCAGAAGUUGGCUUAUUAAGUUUAAAAACAUUUUAAGUUUCUUGAAAUAUCCUGAAGAAAACAUACCUUUUCUUUUACCUGGGACUAAUAAAUUUCUGGUGUUUGUAUAUCACAUUGUAUUUUCUGAAGAAUUUAAAUAUGCAGGAUAUAUUAUAUCUGUGUUGUAUAUUUAUCCUAUGAUAAUACAUCUGUGGCCAAUGGCAAGAGAGUUAAAUGUGUCAACACUGAUAUCAUUAAACUACUAUUUUAUAUUUUUAUAUGUAUUACAAGCAGCAUUGAAGAUAAUAAUUUUGAAAAGGAAAUAUUUUCAACACCGCUGGAAUACUUUGGAGUUUUUAAUUAUGACGAUUGGAAUCAUUGAUGUCUUUUGCAUAUACUUUGUCAGAUUGAGGCCAGACAACUUGCUUCUUAUUCAGUUUACAGUAGUAAUGGGGUAUUUUAGAAUAAUUAGAUUUCUUCCUUUGUUCAAGGUAAUAAUACCAAUGCUGGUAGAAGUUGUGGAUGUACAGAUCAAAAAGCGCCUCAACUUGAUAUAUAGUAUUACAAAAGGUUAUGUCAAAAGUCAAGAAGAUGCCAAACUUUUAGUGAAACAAGUUUCUAGCCGUGAAUCAAUAUACCAGAAAAUACAUAAAAUUUUGGAAACCAACAAACGAGAUGCUGUCAGAGAACUAGGACUCAUAGAGCAUGAGGGUCGCGAUGUUGUCAUUGCUUUGAAGACUAAGCAGGCGAUCCGGAAUGUGAUUUCUAAGGCUCUGAAGAAUCUCACCUUCCUUUGGUCAAGAGGCAUUAUUGAUAAACAUGAGGGCAUUGAGAUGAAUAAGGUACUUCUUGGAAAAAUAAAAGCACUGAAUAACUUUCCAAUGGCAAUCCCACCCCCUACUCCUGACAAAUACCUUCAUAAUAUCAUUUGGCUGGAAAAUAAAGAAGUUCUCAUUGAAUUCUUCAAGGAAAGAGCCAAACCUGCCUAUUUUGACUAUGGAGAUAUCAUUUGUAAAGAAGGUGAAAUGCCACAAGGAAUCUACUUAAUUAUUUCAGGAAUGGCAAUUACAGAGUACUGUACUAGUGGGGACAUAAUCGGAGAGUUGAGCUGCCUGCUUAAGCGUGAAAUUGAAUAUACUGCCAUCUGUGAAACGAUUUUACAGGCCUGCUUUAUCUCCCUGGAGGAUUUAUAUGAAGGCUUUGAUGUUUUCUGGCCAUCCCUGGAAUAUAAAAUAUGGCUAAAGCUUGCUCUCAAUACUGCCCAUCAGUAUUUUGAAUCAAGUCUUGCAGAUGAGGACUUAACGUUCCAGAAGUGUGUGCAGUUCAAUCAUGCCUAUGUGGAGACUUUAUCAAGCUAUAAUGAAAUGACUAUUAAUAAUGUGACCAUGAAAUUUGUUAUUAUUGUGUAUGGCAGUGUAAUUGAUAUGAAGACAGAGGAACCAUAUCUUGCACCUUGCAUUUUACCUGAUACCUGCGAGCAGAUUCAGGGAACUUCUGAUUUAAGCAAGCUGCUGGUAAUCCUAGCAUCUGAGCCUGCCAAAACUAUUGAUAACACCAUGGGUAAGGGAUUUCCCUUUAGUGGGAGAAAAACCAUGAAGAGGGAGCUUCAGUGCAUGAAACACUCAUUUAAUUCUGUGAAAGUGAUUUGCAAGGGUAUCAUGUGA
This is a messenger RNA of Otolemur garnettii (small-eared galago), 3339 nucleotides long. RefSeq names its product solute carrier family 9 member C2 (putative) (gene SLC9C2). The record is from RefSeq and is a predicted model, not a curated record. Gene Ontology annotation, biological process: proton transmembrane transport. Gene Ontology annotation, cellular component: membrane. Bases 1 to 3339 code for a protein of 1112 amino acids. NCBI's taxonomy places the organism in Eukaryota, Metazoa, Chordata, Mammalia, Primates, Galagidae. The transcript has 25 exons. Gene Ontology annotation, molecular function: sodium:proton antiporter activity.